AUGCUGGUGUCGCUGUGGCAUUUCCUCAACGGGAACUUGAAAGCGGAGGACCAGUUCCCGCUGGAGAGAGCGGUGGAGACCUUCUGCAGCGGGGUUAUGCCUUUCGGGCCUUUCUACGAGCACGUGGUGGGAUACUGGGAGGAGAGCAAGAGGCGGCCCAGGGAGGUGUUGUUUCUCAAGUACGAGGACCUGUGCAGGAACCCCCAAGAGCAGGUGAGGAAGCUGGCUUUGUUUCUUGGCAGGGAAAAAGGGAUCGAUGUGGAGAAGGUACUGUGGCGGAGCAGUUUGAACAGGCUCAAGGAGCUGGAGGUUAACAAGAAUGAUGUCUGUGCUGUUGCCCCGCACAUUCCGAAUUCCAUCUUUUUCAGGACGGGAACUGUCGGAGAUUGGAAGAACUGCUUGACUCCAGACAUGGCUCAACGUAUCGAUAGCCUCGCUCGAGUUAAGCUACAGGGGACUGGACUUUCUUUUGAUGACGAGUAG
Messenger RNA from Linum tenue, 483 nucleotides. NCBI's taxonomy places the organism in Eukaryota, Viridiplantae, Streptophyta, Magnoliopsida, Malpighiales, Linaceae. The record is from the annotation of a GenBank genome assembly.